Amblyraja radiata (thorny skate) is the source of this 1788-nucleotide messenger RNA. RefSeq names its product SCAN domain-containing protein 3-like. Gene Ontology annotation, molecular function: protein dimerization activity. NCBI's taxonomy places the organism in Eukaryota, Metazoa, Chordata, Chondrichthyes, Rajiformes, Rajidae. The record is from RefSeq and is a predicted model, not a curated record. The transcript has a single exon.
AUGAGUGUCAAAAAAAGAGGGAACGAUCAUUCAUAUAUUGAAUAUGGAUUCACAUCCAUCAUCAUCAAUGGAGAAGAAAGGCCUCAAUGUGUUAUUUGUAGUAAAGCUUUGUCAAAUGAUUCUAUGAAACCAACAAAGUUGAAGCAACAUUUGCAGAAUGUUCAUCCUCAACACAAGGACAAGGACAAAAACUUUUUUGAACAUCAUGAGAAUGCUCUCAAAAAGAUGAAGCUGGAUUCAACAGGGGCAUUCAAAGAAACAAACCAAAAGGUUACUGAAGCUUCUUAUGUCGUAGCACUGUAGAUAGCAAAGCAGAAAAAAACACAUACAAUUGGGGAAAAUUUGAUCAAACCUUGCUCUCUCAAAAUGGUGGAAAUUGUGUUGGGAAAUGGAUUGGAGAAAAAACUUGCAGCGGUUCCACUAUCAAACAGAACUGUUCAUAGAAGGAUCAGCGAUAUGGCCAUUGACAUCAAGGAUCAAGUUGUGCAGGAGAUCACGUUUUCAGCAUUUGGCUUAUUUUCAAUUCAACUUGAUGAAUCGACUGAUGUGGCAUCGUGUUCCCAGUUGAUGGUGUUAGCAAGGUAUGUUCACUCAGGUUCAUUUAAAGAGGAGUUUCUCUUUUGUUCUCCUCUUGAAACAACUACCAAGGCCUCGGAUAUUUUGGAAAAGGUUUCAUCUUUCUUUGAAUCAGAAAAUCUUUUGUGGGAUAAUAUCUGUGGGUGCUGUACAGAUGGAGCACCAGCUAUGUUGGGGACAAAAUCAGGAUUUCAAGUUUGUGUGAAAAAGCGAGCUCCAAAAGUGAAAGGCAUUCAUUGUAUGAUCCAUCGUCAGGCACUGGCCUCAAAAACACUUCCAGCUCCGCUAGGGAAGGUUUUGGAUCAAACAAUUCAAAUUGUGAAUUUUGUCAAAGGAGGAGCUCUCAACUCACGACUUUUCAAGCAGUUAUGUACCAACAUGGAUGCAGCCCAUCAUUUGCUUCUUUUCCACACAAAUGUUCGAUGGCUGUCAAGAGGAUAUGUAACUGAUCGAAUAUUUGAGCUUAGAGAUGAGCUCAAAUUAUUUUUUGAAGUUCAGGGUAAGAUGGAAAUUUUUGCCUGGCUGGAUGAUGAGGAAUGGAUCAUGCGCCUUGCCUAUUUGGUUGAUAUUUUUGAGCAGCUGAAUAAACUGAAUCUUCAGAUGCAAGGAAGGAAUACAAACAUCAUAAAAUUCAUGGAUGCCUUGAAAGCUUUCAUGAGCAAGCUGGAAAAUUGGAAGAGAAAGGUCAAUAUAAAAAAUGUUGCAAUGUUUGAGAAAAUGUCAUCCGUUCUUGUUGUUGGUGGUGAAGACAAGGUGCUUCCACAAUUUGCAAAAAAUGAAAUUUUGCAGCAUUCGACAACACUGGAAAAUGAAUUCAGCCGAUAUUUUCCUGAACUUAGCGAUGAUGAGUUGGAUUUAGUGCGAAAUCCAUUCAAAUUGUCAGUUGAAAAAGUUCCUGAUGAUUGUCAAGAUGAAUUUCUGGAGCUGAAAACUGAUUCGGGAGCAAGAGAUAUGUUCGAUGAGAAAUCAAUCACAGAAUUUUGGCCCUUGAUGUGCGAUUCCUACCCAAAAGUGGCAGAAAGAGCUAUCCGUGCAUUGCUUCCGUUUGUGUCGACAUAUCUUUGUGAGUCAGGCUUUUCAACUCUGUUGCAAAUUAAAACGAAGCAACGUAGUAGAUUAGAGGUAGAAAAUGACCUGCGUUGUGCCCUUUCAAGCACUCCUCCGCGUAUCCCAGAAUUGGCGAAGAAAAAACAAUCACACGUUUCUCAUUGA